This is a messenger RNA of Serpula lacrymans var. lacrymans S7.9, 711 nucleotides long. RefSeq lists its product as uncharacterized. Bases 53 to 355 code for a protein of 100 amino acids. Gene Ontology annotation, molecular function: protein binding. Lineage: Eukaryota; Fungi; Basidiomycota; Agaricomycetes; Boletales; Serpulaceae. The record is from RefSeq and is a predicted model, not a curated record. The transcript has 2 exons.
UGGGAUGGCACGCGCUGCCGCAGGUGGCUCACCCCAGCCAGCUUCUCCUCCUAUGGCACGUAUGCCAUCUCUCAGCCGCAAUGAAACGACUGUCAAGUACUCUUUCAUCCCCAGUUUGCCAGAUGAAUUGUCGAUCUCUACCGGCGAAAGGGUGACGGUUUCUGGGCGAUACGAUGAUGGUUGGGCUCUUUGUAUCAAUGGGAGGGGCGAGCAGGGAAUGGUCCCACAGGAAUGUCUGGAAGACACGGACAAGGCUCAAGGUCCCAUUGACCCGCCGCAGUACCAGGAUGUAGGUGAUUGGAGAAAUGCGAAGCGUAAGAGUAGUUUAGCUCCUGCUGGGGACAGGAUGUUCUAAGUCAGUCAGUGAAUGAUGAGCGGGUGGAUGGCUCCACUAUUUAUGAAGAUACCCAGUCUCGAAUCUUUCUUGGUGUUACUCGUGAGAUGUGUUACUCCAUAUUUUCUGUGUGUUCGAUGCGUCUUUUCAUCGUUGCUGCCGCUACUGUUGCUUGUUACUAUGACUUGUUUCAGGGUGGUGGCUAGGUAAUGUAAAGAUAAAAUUUUGUAUUUCUUUUCUCCAAGUUUCUAUCUUUCGGUUGUGUUUCACUACGGUGGUAUUAGAGGUAGUUGACAUGGUGUUCGGUCUGUAUGUGCAGUCAAUUCAUUCGAUGGAAGGUUUAAUAUACAGAUCAAUACCUAAAGCACGUGUAGUGC